Sander lucioperca (pikeperch) is the source of this 675-nucleotide messenger RNA. Its product is annotated as C-type lectin domain family 4 member F-like. The transcript is spliced from 6 exons. Gene Ontology annotation, cellular component: external side of plasma membrane. Gene Ontology annotation, molecular function: carbohydrate binding. The coding region runs from base 38 to 658 and encodes 206 amino acids. The record is from RefSeq and is a predicted model, not a curated record. NCBI's taxonomy places the organism in Eukaryota, Metazoa, Chordata, Actinopteri, Perciformes, Percidae. Gene Ontology annotation, biological process: biological process involved in interspecies interaction between organisms.
AUCUGACUUCUCACCAAAUAUCAAACAGACACAGAGGAUGCAGCAAAUGGAGGUAUCUGAUUAUGUUAAUGAGUCACCGAGACCAAAGCAGAAAGGCAGUGGGGAUGCAAAUCAAACAGAGAGAAGACUCUGCCAGGUGCUUCUCCUCAGCUUUGGGCUGCUGUGCGUCAUACAAGCCAUUCUCAAUGUUUCUCUACGCCUGACAUUUUCAGAUGUUGAGGCUGAUUUCAAAACCCUGACUGAGGAGAGAGAUGAUCUGAAGAGAAAGCUGAAUAACUUAGGUCAAGGAGAAUGGGAGUAUUUCAACGGUAGUUUCUACUACAUUUCUUCUAUCGAGAAAACCUGGCAAGAGAGUAGAGAUGACUGUCUUCAAAAGGGUGCAGACCUGGUGAUUAUCAACAGCAAAGAAGAACAGGAUUUCACAAGAAAAUUUGAGAAGAUCAUGUGGAUUGGCCUGACUGACUCAGAGACAGAGGGGACGUGGAAAUGGGUGGAUGGGACUCCACUGACCAAAAGCUACUGGGAUUCCGAGGAGCCUAACGGUGGGGAAAGGGAGAACUGUGGUCACACAUAUCUUUACAAUUUGGAAAACAGCUGGAAUGAUACACCCUGUGACUUGUCAUACUCCUGGAUCUGUGAAAUGAAAGUCCGUCCAUAACUCUGCUACCAAACCAA